AUGGCUACAGUGUAUCAGGUGUUUCUCUUAACUUCUGGCGGGAAUGGGAAUGCCAGCAUGAGAAAAGCUGUGAAAAACGUUCCUGUACUUAUUGUUGGCCAUCACAUUCUCUAUGGUAAAGAAGUGAAAAUGGAAAAACCGUUUGCUGUUCUGGAGAAACACAUUCUGGACACAGAAAGUCAUAAUGAUGAGAAAGGUGCGGUUGAUGAUUUUCAUGCCGAAUAUAUUGUGAAAGCUGUCAUUAAGAAAAAACUUCUGUUCAAGACUCGACCUAAACCUAUCAUUGCAAAUGUCCCUAAAAUUGUAUAAAUUUGUAUGUAUUAUUAUAUGUUAUUAAAUAUCAAAUAAGAGAUGUAUGAUUUUUGAAAAACCAAAGGUUUUAAUGAAAAUUGUGCUUAUAUUAUGUGAGGUUGUAUGUUGUGCUGUAUGUGUACAAAAAGUGUAAAGAUAAAAAUUUGUAUUUCUGGGUAAAUUUGGAAACUUUUUGAGUACAUUUCUUUAGCUUCUAAUUUGGUAUCACUUCCCAACUGUUAUAUUACAGUCGGCAAGUACAUUUUCCCUGGAAAAAGAUCAUAAAAACGUUUUGGGGGGUAUGUUAUCUGUACCCAGGCACAAGUUAAAACCCUCCAAGUUCUAACCCUGAGCUUACUCCGGGAGGCCUGGAAAACUGGUAUUUUUUCUGACAUUUCUUUAUACCUCUUCCUUAGGUCCUGAAGAAAAAUGAUUCCAUUCAAUUGUAAAGGAUAAUAUUUCCUACUACAAUGUUUAUAGGAAACCUCUUUUUCAAAACCAAGUAGCAAGCAAGUUACAUCUUUUUUAAAAAAAUGCUCUUUUUUUGUUUGAAAUUUGGGGGUAUUGUACACGAAGCUCUCUG
This is a messenger RNA of Gryllus bimaculatus (two-spotted cricket), 874 nucleotides long. The record is from the annotation of a GenBank genome assembly. NCBI's taxonomy places the organism in Eukaryota, Metazoa, Arthropoda, Insecta, Orthoptera, Gryllidae.